Pyricularia oryzae 70-15 is the source of this 321-nucleotide messenger RNA. RefSeq lists its product as uncharacterized. The transcript has 2 exons. Bases 1 to 321 code for a protein of 106 amino acids. The record is from RefSeq and is a predicted model, not a curated record. NCBI's taxonomy places the organism in Eukaryota, Fungi, Ascomycota, Sordariomycetes, Magnaporthales, Pyriculariaceae.
AUGGUUUCGCUCAGGUUCAUCAGCCUCCUCGCCGUCGCCGGCCUCGUCGCCGCCAGCCCCGUGGCCGAGAUCAGCCCUCGCCAGGAUUCCACUCCGCUUCCCUGCCCCGCCUGGAACCCGGCCAUGGGUGCAGCCCCAGAUGGCCAGUACUGCUGCUGGUAUGCAUUUGACGUCAAAGCUUGCUGCAACCGCUGGAAAGGCAAGCCCGUCUUCGACGGCAUUCUUGACUGCGACAGCAAGUGGUGGGCGACUGGUGCCGGUUGGCAAGCCUACAGUAGCUGCCCCGGGCUGGACCCCACCAAGUGCGAGUCCAAGCCAUAA